CAAGAGGCGUCGGUGGGUGGAUAUUGAGCGACGCCGGGCGUCGUGGCGCACCGUGCGGAUCAGUCGCCCUCCAGCUACCGCCCUAGAUACGAGUUCAGCCACUUCCGGCCCUCCUCUUUGCUCGUCGGACGUGCCUCUUGCCGACUUCUGUGUUCCCUCCUUUCCUUUUUCUGCUGCUGGCCGCAUAAGCUUUCAGUUUCUCGUCGGUUGCGUGUUUUCGCGUAUAGAAGAAAGCAAUAACACACUAGAAACAUGCUGAUCGAUCUCGUGCGCGACUCAGUGCUGCAGUGCUUCUGUCACAGCUGCAAAGCACCUCUGGGCAUAGCGGGAAGUAGAAGGGGCAACGCGCCCUUCAAGAAGCCCAGCGGCAAAGGAAAGCCGCGGACUAAGCAGCCGAAGAAAGUGAAGUUCAUCACGACCGAAAUUCGAUGCCAAGAGAAAUCUAAGGGUGGCCUCUGCUACGAGGUAAUUUUGGCGGAGCCAACAGUUCCUAAGAGGGCACCGUCACCGCCACAGACAAGUCCGACUCAACAAGUCGCUAUCGAGGACAAGCUUAGAGCGGCGGAGGAGAGAAGACUUUCUUUGGAAGCUCAUAAGCUCGCUGCUCUCGCUGCUAAGCUUAGCAAAAUCGAAGAGGCCGCUCGCAAGAAGGAUGAACUCAGCUCUGCUUUCAUCACCGCGACCCGCGAAUCACUGGACGCAAAGAUGAACAACACCGAGGAGAAGCGAGAGGCACAUAUCGCUGAACUGAAGAACAAGCUGAAAGAACACUUAGAAAGUGUAGAGAAGACUCGCUUGAGCCUCGAACUUCAGACCGAGGAGAUUCGUUGUGCCGUUGAAGAGAAGCUGAAGACCGCUGCUGCUCAACGCGAUGAGAAUAUGAAGAGGAUGUUGGACCGUCUCAAGGAACAUGAAGAGCAAGCUGCUCGCAUACGUCAAGCAAUAUCCGAACGCGUGCAACAGCUCGAGACCCAGAUUCAAGGCAAGUUGGACCAAGCCCGCGAACGCCGUGAGAACAUCGAACGCGAACAGAAGGAGAAACUGCGCAAUCAUAACACUGUGAAGAUAGCAAAAGUGCGUCAGACAGCGGAUGAGUGCGUCACGAGAGAAAUUAUGGUGAAAAAGUUCGAAUUUGACAAGAGGGUUUCUACUGCGGAGCAGAACAGACAGCGAGAGAUUCAACGUCGUGUGCAGGCUAUUCGCCAAUAUGAAAGGCGCGCCGAAAUUGUGAGACAGAACAAAGCAGCUCUGUCCGAACUAUCUGGUGUGCCAGCUGAAGAGGAGACUGCCAGCUCUGGGUAAACGGAAGAUCGUUCUCGAUCGUAAUCCUCGUUAAAAUAUCUUUUCAUCGUUGCAAAAUCGAGGAAAGAGGAGAGCGGGAUAUGGCUAUCGGCUUGCAGUGUCACUCGCUGAAUAGAUCAUCGGAGUUACGUGUUUAAAUUUCGGAAUAAACUAAGGAGUCACGCUCGCUGAGCUUGACGUGACUCUGUUACGCUUUGUGCCAUUUUCGUUCGCUGGAAGACAAAUUUUUAAAGAACUCGCAAGCGAUUAUAGUAGCUGGAGAGAUUUUCAAUUUUAACGAUAUUAUUUUACUACAGUUGUUGAGAGACAAACUAAACAUUCGAUUAGACAAAAAGUAUUCACAAGUAACUCGAGGAGACGUUCGUGACGAACGAUUAAAUUGUUUUUACUUUUUUUUUUUUAUCUCCAACUUUGUACUUGUGCAAAAUCACUGCCUUCAUCUAACUACACACUAAAAAUACAAAAAAAAAAAAAAAAUACACGAAGAUACGCGUACUAAUCUGAGUUUAGAAUACAUGUACAAUAUUAUUUUUUCAGUUCUAACGUGCCUACCACUAACACGAUUGUAGAUCUUCUACGAGAUGGCAUUAAAAAAAUAAUAACUUCUCUACGUUUGUGAAUGAUUGUGUAUGUUAGAAUAACUAAUAUUUUAUGAAUUUUUAUAACUCGCUUGAUUUCAUAUUUACUUUUUUUUAUACAGCGAUUAUAACGUUAUUAUUAACUUUGUACUUCAUCGAAGAGUCAUUUAUUCGAGUUUUAAAAUUGAAAAGAAGGAUCAUAACGAUCAUCGAAGUCGAGAGUUUUAACGUUUCAUUACUAUUUCCGAUGUUUCUCUGAAGUUUCGUCUUUUAUUUUCCUAGGUUUUCGGUGUUCCGUUCGUUAAAUGUUUGCUAUCAUUUAUAGGAUAAUAAUAGAAUACUACCGCUACAAUUAGAUCGUAAGUGGUAAUUGCGACCAUAUGUCAGUGCACAUACCAUACGUAAUAAACGAUUAUACGUGCAUGGUAUGCGUCGACAUAUAAGCACACUUAUAAUAUAUAUGAUAGUGCUUUAUACUAGGCUUGAAAACUUUAAAACCAUUUUGUACUCGAUCAUUGUAAUAUUACUGCGCUAACUGAACAAAAACAUUCACAAGAUAUGUAGUCUAAUUGAAUAUGAUAAUAUGAUGCUUC
Molecule: messenger RNA, 2473 nt
Organism: Hylaeus volcanicus
Lineage: Eukaryota; Metazoa; Arthropoda; Insecta; Hymenoptera; Colletidae
Gene: stai
Product: calponin homology domain-containing protein DDB_G0272472
Exons: 7
Coding region: 253-1302 (349 amino acids)
Biological process (GO): microtubule depolymerization; neuron projection development; regulation of microtubule polymerization or depolymerization
Cellular component (GO): neuron projection; cytoplasm
Molecular function (GO): tubulin binding
Source: RefSeq, a predicted model, not a curated record